Messenger RNA from Paramecium octaurelia, 1242 nucleotides. The record is from the annotation of a GenBank genome assembly. NCBI's taxonomy places the organism in Eukaryota, Ciliophora, Oligohymenophorea, Peniculida, Parameciidae.
AUGUAGUCAGCUUUACCGAGAGUUAGAUUCUAGAGUGAGUAUCCAGUGAAGAAGGUGGUGAGUCCAUUGAUUGAGUUGCCAAUUGAGUAUCAAUUGGUGGAGAAGGCAGGCCAAGGAAGUUUCGGCGAAAUUUACAAGAUUUACAAUACUUUGACUCGCACUUUACAUGCAUGCAAGGUGGAGUUCAAAGAUACGAGACAAUAAAAUCAACAAUCCUUAUUGGUUAAGGAAUACAACACAUUCUAAUAGUUGAAGGGAAUCCCUCAAGUGCCCCAGCCUUAUCAAUUAAUUUAACAGUAAGAUUACAAAUUAAUCAUAAUGCCCUAUUAUGGUUCUGGUAUGGAUGCUAUUACUAUUUUAGGUAAUCUCGAAGAACUAAGAAAGAAAUAAAUUCACGAGAAGUUCUCUGAAACCUGCAUUAUUAGAUUGGCAUAUUGUCUAAUUUCUGUAAUUGAGGCUGUUCAUGAAAGGAAGUAUGUGCAUAGAGAUAUCAAACCCGAAAAUUUCUUGGUAGGUAGUUUUGGUGAUCAUCACACAGUUUAUUUGAUUGAUUUUGGACUAGCCAAACCCUUUGUUGAUGCCUAAGGUUUUUAAAUACAAUAAUCAAGGCAUUCACAUUUAACAGGCAGACAAUAAAGGCAUGGUUGGCACAGCCAGAUACACCAGUAUUAACUCCCAUUUAGGUGCCGAAUAAAGUAGAAGAGAUGAUUUGGAAGCCAUGUGUUAUGUCCUUCUGUAUCUUUAUAAUGGUCAAUUGCCUUGGCAGAAUUUCAAUUGUCAAACCAGACAAGAGAAGUUCUUGAAGAUCCUCGAGGCCAAACAGAAAUUCGCUUCAGGUUAGUUAGAAAUAAAUAUUCCUCCCAUUCUUAAGAAAAUCUAUGAUCAUUCCAAAGGGUUGAGAUUCGAUGAACAACCAAAUUAUUCCAAAAUGAAAGAGAUCUGCAAAGAGGGAUUCAGCAAAACUAGUAAGACUUUAUUAAAUUAGGACCUUACUGUUUUGAUUGGUGUGUAGUCGAUUGUAAAAUUAAACCUUUUGAAGACAUUAAUGAUGGAUAAAGUGAAUUGGCGAGUGAAUUCUCAACUGUUCGUAAACAAUUGAAGGGACAAACCACUGAUUAGAUCAGCACCAAUCUCAAAAAGAUAUUGCCAUGCGAGUAAAUUAAAGAGGAGGAUGAAGAAUCCAUUAGUGAACUCCCCAAUGUCCAAAAGAUAACCAAAUUUUAUUAAAAUAAAAAACAUUGA